Molecule: messenger RNA, 1803 nt
Organism: Bipolaris oryzae ATCC 44560
Lineage: Eukaryota; Fungi; Ascomycota; Dothideomycetes; Pleosporales; Pleosporaceae
Product: multicopper oxidase
Exons: 2
Coding region: 1-1803 (600 amino acids)
Molecular function (GO): copper ion binding; oxidoreductase activity
Source: RefSeq, a predicted model, not a curated record
AUGUUGUUCAAAUCUCUAGCUGUCUGGCUCUCACUGGGCUCGCUCGCACUGAGCAGUCCUCUACGGGCCGAGCCGCUGGAUGCCUCUGACGACUUUCCAUCAUUUGAAGAGAUUGUCAAGAGACAAGAUGGUGCUUGCACCAACACACCAAGGACGAGGAGCUGCUGGAGCAAUGGCUACAGUAUCGCCACUGACUUUGACGCCAAGUCGCCUCCUGAUGGAACCACUGUCGUUUACGACUUUGAAAUUUCUAAUGUCACCAAGCCGAACCCUGAUGGAAGCGGUGGUAGUAGGCAGAUGAUGCUCAUCAACGGCCAAUAUCCAGGUCCAGUUGUGCGAGCCAAAUGGGGUGACACCAUCAUUGUUAACGUCAAGAACAAUCUUGCGCACAACGGAACUGGCAUUCACUGGCACGGUAUCAGACAGCUCAACUCCUGCCAGGAUGACGGAGUCCCCGGUAUCACCGAGUGUCCAAUCGCUCCUGGAAAGACCCGUCAGUACAAGUUCAGGGCUACCCAAUUCGGCACUAGCUGGUACCACUCUCACUGGUCUGCUCAGUACGGGGAUGGUGUUGUCGGUACCAUGAUCAUUGACGGCCCAGCCACUGCCAACUACGAUGUCGAUCUCGGUACUCUACCCAUGACUGAUUGGUACUACACCCCGGCCUUUACCCUAAACGAGGUGGCGCAACACUCCAGGACUGGGCCUCCUCUUCCUGACAACAUUCUUGUCAACGGUACCCACAUCAACGCUCUGAAUGACAACGGAAAGUAUGCUCGCAUGAACGUUGUCAAGGGAAAGAAGUACCGCAUCCGCCUCAUCAACACGUCCGUCGACAACGUUUUCAGCGUAUCCUUGGAUGGUCAUCCUUUUACUGUCCUGACUUCGGAUUUUGUUCCUAUCAACACCUUUGUCACCGACCAGUUGACCCUGCAGAUUGGUCAGCGUUACGACGUGGUCAUUACCGCCAACCAAACCGUCGACAACUACUGGUUCCGCGUGGCCGUCGGUACUGCCUGUAACCGGAAUGCCAUUACCAGCUCUGGCAAGCAAAUGGGUGCCAUCCUGCACUACGAUGGCGCGUCGGAAACCGCAAACCCCACCUCCACUACCACCGUGGUCAUGCGCACAAGCUGCGACGACGAGGCCUCCUCAAACCUCGUCCCCUUUGUCCCCAACCGCGUCCCCCAAUCCGUUGUCGCCGACGCCGUCAACCACAAGCUAAAUAUGACGCACUUCGCGGACCCGACCACCAACCUCUUCCGCUGGCUCAUUGACGGCACCCCCCACAUCGUCGACUGGAACAAUCCCUCUCUCGAAACCGUCCUUGCGGGCUCUCAAAACUUCGGCCCCAACUCAAACGUCCACAAAAUGGAAGGCUCCGGCUGGUUCCUCUGGUGGAUCCAAUCAACCGCCUCCAUCCAACUCCCCCACCCCAUUCACCUCCACGGCCACGACUACUACAUUGUCGGUCGUGGGACAGGCACCUGGGACGGCACCACCACAAACCUCAACUUUGAAAACCCUACCCGUCGCGACACCGCUGUUCUCCCUCCCGGCGGCUACAUGCUCAUGGCUUUCCCCGCUGAUAACCCGGGUAUGUGGAUUAUGCACUGCCACAUCGCAUGGCAUGCUAGUCAGGGUCUCUCGAUGCAGUUUAUGGAACGCAUGAGCGAGAUUAAGGGGUCGAUUGGGGAUACGAGUCGUUUUACCCAGGGAUGCAAUGAGUGGGAUCAGUAUUGGCCGGCUGGAAGCGCGCCGGAUGCUAACAGGCCUUAUGAGCAGACUGAUUCUGGUAUCUAA